UGGGAUCAUUUGGUAAUUUCGUGGGGUUGUUAAGUCGUUUCCGUUGUCCCUCAUUUGCCAUGGUAUGAGCGUUUUUUGUCGUAGUUUAAGGAUUUCUAGCAAAAAAACGUUUUUUCUUAAUAUCAGGAAUGUAGCACGUAACAUACCAGCCCAAUACUCGGUGGCAUUAUGCACAAUAGUUCACAAAGAAACUAAUUUUCCACGGGUUUUUGUUAAUAAAUUUUCGUCGGACGCGGCAAGUAACACAGACGACUUGUUGGCUGAUCCUUACAAAAUUUUGGAGUUGGAUCCAGGAGCCUCUGCCAAAGAGAUAAGAAAUGCGUACAUCAACUUGUCUAAACAAAAUCAUCCUGAUAAUAAUCCAGCGGAUGAGCAGGCAAAAGAGCAAUUUAUUCUGAUAAAUAAUGCCUACCGAAAGAUAAUGGAAACACUGGAGAAACACAAAGACGCAGAUUUGAAAGAUGAUCAAAUGGACAAAGCCUACGAUUUUACAAUUUCACCUGCUGGGGUUGAAACAGAGGAAACACAACCCCAAGUCUCAUCUGAUUGGUUGAUGAUUAAAAAAGUUGCAGCCCUGUUUUUCUUUCUAUUUAUAUUUAUUCAAUAUUUCAGAGAUCCAUUACUUGAUCGAGCAACUUUAUAUUAUAAAGAAAAUUAUGGUCCAACCAGGGAAGAUUUGAAUCACCAGAUGAAGGAGAAAUUGAGAAAUACUAUAAUUGAAAAACACAAGGAACAGGAAGAAGCGAAAAGAAUUAUGCAGGAUGCACAAUCCUUCAAGCGCCACAAUUGACGAAUUUAUAUAGAUGUUAUAAAAGUUUAAUAAAUUGACUAGAAAAUAAAUACUUCUUCGUAUAAGUAGCUUGAAAAA
Molecule: messenger RNA, 868 nt
Organism: Styela clava
Lineage: Eukaryota; Metazoa; Chordata; Ascidiacea; Stolidobranchia; Styelidae
Source: RefSeq, a predicted model, not a curated record